AUGGACGGCUCCUUCAUCCAGCACAGUGUGAGGGUUCUGCAGGAGCUCAACAAGCAGCGAGAGAAGGGCCAGUACUGCGAUGCCACCCUGGACGUGGGAGGCCUGGUGUUCAAGGCACACUGGAGUGUCCUUGCCUGCUGCAGCCACUUCUUCCAGAGCCUCUAUGGGGAUGGCUCAGGGGGCAGUGUGGUCCUCCCUGCCGGCUUUGCUGAGAUCUUUGGUCUCCUGUUGGACUUUUUCUAUACUGGUCACCUUGCUCUCACCUCCGGAAACCGGGACCAGGUGCUUUUGGCAGCAAGGGAGUUGCGAGUGCCAGAGGCUGUGGAGCUUUGCCAGAGUUUCAAGCCCAAAACCUCAGGGGGGCAGGCAUCAAGUGGCCAGAGUGGGCUGGGGAAACCUACCCCCCGGAAUGUAAACAGCCACCUCAAGGAGCCGGCAGGCUUGGAGGAAGAGGAAGUUUCGAAGACACUGGGUCAAGUCCCCAGAGACCAGGAGAUCGGUGGCAGCCACAGCCCCGAAAGGCCCCAGCUUGGUCUCCCGGCCCCGAGUGAGGGCCCCUCCUUCCACCGUGGGAAACUCAAGCAAGCCUUGAAGCUUUGUCCCCCAGAAGACAAGGAGCCUGAGGAUUGCAAAGCACCUCCAAGACCCUUUGAGGCUGAAGGUGUCCAGCUGCAGGGCGGGAAUAAUGAGUGGGAAGUGGUGGUUCAAGUUGAGGACGACGGGGAUGGUGAUUAUGUUUCUGAGAGUGAGGCCUUGCCAACCAGGAGGAAAUCAAACAUGAUCAGAAAGCCCUGUGCUGCAGAGCCAGCCCUGAGCACAGGUUCCCUGGCAGCCGAGCCGGCUGAGAGCAGAAAAGGUACAGCGGUGCCGGUUGAAUGCCCCACAUGUCAUAAAAAGUUCCUCAGCAAAUAUUAUCUAAAAGUCCACAACAGGAAACACACUGGGGAGAAACCCUUUGAAUGUCCCAAGUGUGGAAAGUGCUACUUUCGGAAGGAGAACCUCCUGGAGCACGAAGCCCGGAACUGCAUGAACCGCUCGGAACAGGUCUUCACGUGCUCCGUGUGCCAGGAGACCUUCCGCCGGAGGAUGGAGCUGCGGGUGCACAUGGUGUCCCACACGGGGGAGAUGCCCUACAAGGUCAGGCUCGGCCUGUCCCCGGGGCCGAAUGAGAGGCCGUACGUGUGUGAGUUCUGCAGCCACGCCUUCACCCAGAAAGCUAAUCUCAACAUGCACCUGCGUACGCACACGGGCGAGAAGCCCUUCCAGUGCCACCUCUGCGGCAAGACCUUCCGCACCCAAGCCAGCCUGGACAAGCACAACCGUACUCACACUGGGGAGAGGCCCUUCGGCUGUGAGUUCUGCGAGCAGCGCUUCACCGAGAAGGGGCCCCUGCUGAGGCACGUGGCCAGCCGCCACCAGGAAGGCCGGCCCCACUUCUGCCAGAUCUGUGGGAAGACCUUCAAAGCCGUGGAGCAGCUGCGCGUGCAUGUCCGAAGGCACAAGGGCGUCAGGAAGUUCGAAUGCACCGAGUGCGGCUACAAGUUCACCCGGCAGGCCCACCUCCGGAGGCACAUGGAGAUCCACGACCGGGUGGAGAACUAUAACCCGCGGCAGCGCAAACUCCGGAACCUGGUCAUUGAGGAUGAGAAGAUGGUGGUGGUGGCACUUCAGCCACCCGCCGAGCUGGAGGUGGGCUCGGCCGAGGUCAUCGUGGCAUCCCUGGCGCAGGGCGGCCUGACCUCCCAGCUGCCCAGCCAGAGACUCUGUGCGGAGGAGAGCCUGGUGAGCUCGGGGGUCAUGGAGCCCUCGCUCAUCAUCACGGCAGCCAUCCCUGAGGACUGUGACACGUAG
This is a messenger RNA of Puma concolor (puma), 1851 nucleotides long. Lineage: Eukaryota; Metazoa; Chordata; Mammalia; Carnivora; Felidae. The record is from RefSeq and is a predicted model, not a curated record.